Molecule: messenger RNA, 1604 nt
Organism: Bacillus rossius redtenbacheri
Lineage: Eukaryota; Metazoa; Arthropoda; Insecta; Phasmatodea; Bacillidae
Gene: Tssk
Product: testis-specific serine/threonine-protein kinase 3
Exons: 2
Coding region: 417-1406 (329 amino acids)
Biological process (GO): protein phosphorylation; intracellular signal transduction
Cellular component (GO): cytoplasm
Molecular function (GO): protein serine/threonine kinase activity; ATP binding
Source: RefSeq, a predicted model, not a curated record
UUACUUGUGCUGCACCAUUGUUGUGCUGGAAGCCUGUCAAGUGGUCUUCCCCGCGUGUUGGUCUGCCGUGUGCCGCGCGUCCCUGCUGUUCCGGGCACCACGCCCUCUGGCUGUGCGUGUCGCGCUCUCCCAUUGCUUUUGAAUGCAGCGCGUGUGGUUGUUUGUUGCAGUUUGGCAUCAUGCCGGCACUGUGGCAUUGUUGUGACUGCUUAGUAACAUUGUUCCCCAAAACAUGUUGUUUCCAAGCCUACUACUGAAAAUUACAAGUGAUAGUUCUUUAUUUUGAUUCUCUAAAUUUGAGAUUGGCAUUGCUGGGACACCGGAGAGAACUGACGGUAUGGUUGGUUCGGCAGUUGAGUGACGAGCGAGCGCAGAGCUGACGAGUGUGGACGCGGUGUGUGAAUCCCUGCAGCACAAUGGCCACGGCCGACACGCCCCGGCCCUCGGACAUCAUCUCCAUGGAGCAGCGCGGCUACCACAUAGGGGAGAAGAUCGGCAGCGGCUCGUACGCGACCGUGUACCGCGCGGAGUACGUGAACGGCGCCAAGACCACCAGUCUGGCGUGCAAGAUCAUAGACAAGCAGAAGGCACCCAAGGACUUCUUGGACAAGUUCUUCCCGCGCGAACUCGACAUCCUGAAGAAGCUGGAGCACUCGUACAUCGUGCAAGUGCACAGCAUCCUGCAGCGCGAGUCGCGCGUCUUCAUCUUCAUGAGCUGCGCGGCGGGGGGAGACCUGCUGGAGUACAUCCGUGCGCACGGGCCCGUGCCCGAGCACCGCUCGCGCAAGUGGUUCCGGCAGAUCCUGGAGGGUCUGCGCUACCUGCACGGCCAGAACAUCGCGCACAGAGAUCUCAAGUGUGAGAACAUCCUUCUCUCCGCGCACUACAACGUGAAGAUAGCGGACUUCGGCUUCGCGCGCUACUGCGUGGACGGCAGCGGCCGCCGCACGCUCAGCCGCACGUUCUGCGGCUCUGCGGCGUACGCCGCGCCGGAACUGGUCAGCGGCACGCCCUACAACCCCAAGCUGGCCGACGUGUGGUCGACGGGCGUCAUCCUCUUCAUCAUGCUGAACGCGUCCAUGCCCUUCGACGACUCGAACCUGCGCAGGAUGCUGCGCGACCAGCUGACGCGCAACUGGAGCUUCAGGAGCAAGGUGAAGGACGCCGUGUCCCAGGAGGCACGGGUCGUGGUGACGGACAUCCUGGAGCCGGACGUGAUGCGGCGCCCCACGCUGGACCGCGUGCUGUCCUACGAGUGGGUGACUGUGCGCGGCCGAGACACGGACACUGCGCUGACGGUGCCGGUCGCCAGCGUGGCCUCCAACGUGCGGCCCUGCGCGGAGAUGCCCAGCAUCCUGAACAGGGACGCGAGCGCGGAGGGCGAGGCCGGCUGCAGCAAGCUCUGACCGCCCGAGUCGCCCGACACUUGCGAACACCAGUAUCACACACAUUAUUGUACUUUGAAACUAAUAUUUGACUGGAUGUAAGGGAAUAGUAAUUCUCACGGACAUCUUUUUACAUCUCGGUUAAAUGAAAUGUAACCAAAGUUUUUACAACUGUCCUGAAUAAAUGGACUGAAUAUUUAGAUUGAUCUCUGCCCUGUA